UGGGGAUUCAAUUUGUGAGAACUAGCUAGCUAUUAAGAUAUGCAUAGUUGUAGUUGAGUGAAGUUCCUUUGAUUCCUAAUCCUAUAUAUACUCCAACCCAUACAUUAAUACAGAGAGAGAGAGAGAGAGCAAACAAGAACUCCAACGCACCAUCUUAAUUAAGGCAGUAUUCUAUAGCCUCAGGGAAACUCAAGAUGAGCAACAACUUCCGGUUUCUCGAUCCCCUCAUCUCCAUCGACGUGGCAUCACAACUGCCCAUCAAGCUGACGGGAGCAGCCAAUUACUCUUCCUGGCGGCGGCAGUUCCACAGCCUUCUGGCCGGUUAUGGGCUGCAAGGUUACCUCGACGGAACCAUCACUCCUCCUCCAACCUCAACCUUGGUCGGCGGCGGCACCACCCUUGCCAGCCGACACUGGACGCAGCAAGAUCAACGGAUCUUCCACGCCAUCAUGGCGUCCGUCGACGAAGAAACCAUCGCCCCAUUCAUCGUGUCUUGUCCCACAGCUCGAGACGCCUGGCUCGGCUUAGAGCGACUCUUCGUCAGCAGGUCGCGGUCCCAGCGUCUCAACCAUGUCAAGAACCAGUCGGUCUCCGUUUUCUUAACUUCGUUGAAGCGGUUCGCCAACGAUCUCGCCCUCGCGGGCCACCAUGUGGACGAUGCUGACCUCGUCCUCCACGCCCUAAACGGUGUUGGUCCGGAGUUCGAGGAGAUCGUGGCGGCGAUUUAUGAGAGAGGUGACCCGAUUUCGUUUGAAGAAUUGUUUUACGAGCUUGUUAAAUUCGAGGGAAAAGAGGACGACCCGACUACUCGCGUUGUUUGUCAGUAUUGUGACGAGCCAGGUCACGCUGCCAAGACCUGUCCUCGUAUUACUACUACAACUAUUUCUUCUUCUUCUUCUUCUUGCUGGCUGGCUGAUUCUGCUACCACUCAGCAUAUUACCAAUGCUCUCGGGAAUUUAUCCUUUUCUCAGUUCUUGAAUGGCCCUAACUCCUUAAUCAACGGUGAUGCUUCAGAAAUCAAUUUCACGAAAGGAGCUGUGACAGUGAUUGUAUUGCUGCUUCAACCGAUUGUCCUCCUAUACAAGCUGUUGUUUGGAAGGAAUAUUUUCAAUGCCGCUCAGCAAUCCGAUGCCAUCAAUCCCUUUGCUUCUGUUCCUCGUGCCGUUUCAGAUGCUAAAGAUCAUCAAAAUUCAGCCCCAAACAAUAAGCUCCCCCAACAAUCAAAUGAUGGCACCUCUGCUUCGACGGUCGAAAAUCCUCGUUCAGCGUCGUCCCUUCCCACGGGGGAGCACGAGGUGUUUUUGAGUUUCAGAGGUCCGGACACUCGUCAGGUGUUCACCAAUACCCUCUUCAUUUUGCUUCGACGUUUAAGCAUACGUACGUUCAUGGACGACGAGAAACUCGAGAAGGGAGACGAAAUAUGGCCAAGCCUAGCUACUGCUAUAAGACAGUCCAAAAUUCACGUCGCAAUACUAUCGGAGAAUUAUGCUUAUAGCAAAUGGUGUCUCAGGGAACUCGUCAAGUUCGUAGAAUGUCGAAAGCAAGACAAAAGACAUAUCAUACUUCCCAUUUUUUAUAUGGUUGAUCCCGGUGAUGUGCGACACCAAACGGGACCGUAUCAAAGCGCAUUUCAGCAACACGAGAAGAAGUUCGACUCGAAAACCGUACAAGAUUGGAGGGAUGCUUUGAACGAGGUUGGAACUAUAAAAGGAUGGACCGUUGGGAGCAAAGACAAGCCAGGAGAAAUUGCAGAUCGUGUUUGCAAUGAAAUAUGGUUGCAUAUAAGGCAAAAUGAUAAGUUUUUGGACAGAGACCGGCUGGUUGGUAUCGAUGACCAUAUAAGAGCAGUAACAGAUGAGUUGAGUUUAGACUCUGAAGGAGUAACAAUGGUUGGCCUUCACGGCCUUGGUGGUAUAGGAAAAACCACUAUUGCAAGAGCCGUUUACAAUCAGAUCUCUACUUCGUUCGAUCGAUGUAGUUUCUUGGAAAACAUACGAGAAAUGCAGGAGCAAAAGAACGGUACGAUAGAUUUGCAGCAUAAGCUCAUAUCUAACAUCAUGAGAAAGGAUUCUCUUGGAUCCAUUGAUAAUGAUGUUGAAGGGAAAAACCUGAUAAAAGACAGAGUAUCAAUGUUCAAAGUUCUUAUCAUUCUUGAUGAUGUUGAUGAGAAGUUUAAAUUCGAAGAUGUUUUAGGAAACCCCGGACAAUUUGCUUCUGGAACUAGAUUCAUCAUUACUUCCAGAAACGAGAAAGUCUUGCGCACUGUCGGUGAAAAUCAAUGCAAACUCUAUGAAGUUGGUCAAAUGAGUCCACGGAUCUCGCUUGAACUCUUCUGCAAGCAUGCCUUCAAAAAGACUCGUCCGCCACCAGGCUACGAAACUCUAUCACAAGAUAUUAUAUCAAUUGCGGGAGGACUUCCAUUAUUUCUCGAGGUUGUGGGCUCACUUUUAUAUGGAGAAGAAAAACCAAUAUGGGAGGAAAAGUUGGUACAGUUACGAAAGGUUUCUCUGAAAGGGGUCGCAGAAAGGUUAAAGAUAAGCUAUGAUGUAUUGGAAGCCGAGACCCAACAAAUUUUCCUGGAUAUUGCUUGCUUCUGCAUUGGCAUGGAAAAAGAGAUAGCUAUUUACAUGUGGAGUGAUCUUAAGUACUUAUCCUUAUUGAGUAGGAUUAAUAGUCUGAUUCAGAGGUCCAUGAUCAAAAUUGGAUAUGAUAAUAAGUUUCAAAUGCAUGAUCAAAUGAGAGAUAUGGGGAGAGAAAUUGUUCGUGAAGAAAAUAUUGAACAACCAUGGAAGAGGAGUAGGAUAUGGGAUCCAGAAGAGGCUCUUGACCUAUUACAGAACAAACGGGGAUCAAAGCAAGUGAAAGCGCUUUGUGCAAAUUUUACAUGGAUUCCAGAUCUGGGUCUCAAACCACUUAAGCGCCAGCAUUUUUUGAAAUUACCCGAGCUAAGGUAUCUUGAAGCCUUAGGUGCAAGGUUCAACGGCGACUUCGGUAAUAUUUUUCCAAAUUUAAGAUGGCUUCGCUCUAAAGCGCACAGAGGGAUGAUCAUCAUCCGACUAAUUUUCAUUUGA
Molecule: messenger RNA, 3071 nt
Organism: Linum tenue
Lineage: Eukaryota; Viridiplantae; Streptophyta; Magnoliopsida; Malpighiales; Linaceae
Source: the annotation of a GenBank genome assembly